Drosophila subpulchrella is the source of this 4451-nucleotide messenger RNA. It is a transcript of the gene Rab3-GAP, whose product is annotated as rab3 GTPase-activating protein regulatory subunit. Gene Ontology annotation, biological process: regulation of GTPase activity. The record is from RefSeq and is a predicted model, not a curated record. The transcript has 8 exons. NCBI's taxonomy places the organism in Eukaryota, Metazoa, Arthropoda, Insecta, Diptera, Drosophilidae. Bases 57 to 4082 code for a protein of 1341 amino acids.
ACUAGCUACCCUGCCACCUCCACAGCAAAUCAGCUGUGUGAUGAAAACAAAAGACGAUGGCUUGCGAAGUAAAACACUGCGGAGAAAUCCGCGAUUUUAGGAAAGUACAGGAAUACUUUGGACUCGGACACGAUGACAACUGGUUAAAUGCGGUAAACCAUGCCAUUUCACCCACUGGGGAACUGAUUGCCAUGGCCCAGGGUGAAAAGCUGGCGUUUCUCUCCACCUGCUGGAGCAGCCACGGAAAUGCCAACACCUACGUCCUGGGGUGGUGCGGAGAGCUGGAGGAUCACAACCAAAUCGUGACCAGUCUCACCUGUUUGCCGAUGACCCAGAACCGAAGUACAGAUGGAGCUAUUGAGUGGACCUGCGUGGCAGUUGGCUUAGUAUCGGGCAUGGUGAUCUUCUACACGGACUCUGGCCUGAAGCUCUUUUCUCAAUGCUGCCAAGAAGAUCCGGUCAUUGGAGUAAAGUUGCAGUCUGCACCCCGCCAUUCGGAGGCAGAUUCCCUGCUCUACAUCGUUUAUCCCCGCUGUCUGUGUUUCAUCCAGGGCCAGGACAUCUUGCCCACCUUGACCAACUGCCGGCACAAUAUGCAAAGAGGCGCCUUGGAGAGGAGUACGUUUCCCAUUGCGGAUGUAGUGCCAUUCCAAAAGUAUAAGUUCAAACAGGCGAAAGAGGCCGUUAUCAACGAUGCCGUCAUAUCCAGCACACAGCGACCUCCAACAUACGACUAUAUUGUCCAGCAGAGCAUUGGCCUUGGUUACUUCGCCAAAGUGCAAGCCACGCCGCCCAGAAGCUCACAAGUUCUGGCCGCCGGAGCGGAGCCCUACUUGGGUUUCUUUCAGGCGGAGGAGGGAUACAAAACCAUGUCGCUAGGUGAGGUGGCCAAAGAUGUUAUCGGGAUAGCGUACAAGAACCUGCUAGGUGGACUUUUUCGACGCACUCCAGAGCCACUGCCAUCGCCAGAGGAAUCCCCACUGCCUGUGCCCACAAAAGAGGCCCCCAUGAGGAUUCGCUGUCGCCUGUACGACGGAAAGAGAGAUGGCUUAACCCUAGCAGUGGCACCAGGUGGUCGCCUGGCUGUUGUCACGGAUAAUCUUGACCGUGUUAUGUUGGUGGACACGCAGCAAGCCAUUAUCCUGCGCGUGUGGAAGGGCUAUCGGGAUGCCCAGUGCGCUUUCGUUCCAGUCAAAGAGCGAUCUGUGCGCGGGAUCAAGACGCACAAGCGGAAGGCUUUGUUCCUGGUGAUCUACACUCCUCGAUUGGGCUGCCUGGACAUCUGGGCCUUGCAAAACGGUCCCAAGGUGGCUGCUUUUAAUGUCUCGAAGAGCGGUCAACUGAUAUACAACAAUCACAGUGCUCUUGGCACCGGCAAAAGUGGUGGAUCUACUGGCGGAAGCAGUCAAUCCCGAAAAGCUCUUGCUAUCAAUCACUGUUUGUUCCUGGACCCCAGCGAUGGCAGCCUGAAGGAGGUGCACAUUCCCUUUCACUAUGCCCUGAGCGAGACCAGCUCCCAGACAUCGCGGGAUAUCCAUAUGCUGAGGCGUCUGAGAAACCAAUUGAAAACCUUUAAUCAUGACGAUGCCAAGGAUGUAGUGCUGGAAGAGAUUGGCGAGCUGGCUAGUGAACUACAGACGCUAGAGGUACGACAACAGUGCCUGGAAACGUUGCUUAAGAGCAAGAAGCUGCAGCCACAGGUUUUUCAGUGUAUCAUUAAUGCCUUCAUUGAAAAACCUCUUCCCGAGUCGAUAAUCUCCGAGGAUUUUGUCGUUCAAAUCGAAAACUAUAAACGAUUGACUGAUCUCUACUUGGCCCUGAGUCAAGUCAAUCAGCGGGGAGACAACGAACCACCAGUGGAGCACCUAGAGCUCUCUGAUGCAGAUCUUGUCACCAUUAACAAGUUGGUUUUGCUGCUGGACGACGGCACCGAUAAGGAAAAACCCGCCUCCACGCGCGAGGUAAGCUUCAAGCUGCAAGGGGAGCACAAGACCGAGGAGUUUGUCGAUUACCUGAGCAUUUUUAACAUCGAGAGUCCAGAUGGCAUCAGGCUGUUGCCGGAGAAAUCUGACAAGUUUGGCGCUGUUAGUAUUGAUCUCUUUAGCCAGUUUUUUGCACAAGGUCUGUGCUUUGGUCAGUUCAAGCAGUGGAUCAAUCAGGCAUGUCUGCCCAGCAGAGAUUUGCUAAAGUUGAUUAUUUGGUUUUGGCUUGAAAAGCCUUUUAAAUACAACAACUGUGAUGAAGUAGUGGAUGACAUGUCUCGGAUCGCUGCUAUGGUGCAGACUAUUUGCGAUCUGGCUGGUGAGCACAUCCACGACUAUGCCUACAAUGCUAUCUCACCGUGGUGGCAGGAAGUACGUGAACUUCUCUUGGAGAGCAAACAGUUUUCAGGCUUGCUGGUAGCCAUUGUCUGUAAAACGGUGGCCAGUAAUUUGUGGCGCAACAGAAAAGAGGGAUCUUGUGACGAAUCCUCGCAGAACGAGGAGGAGGAGCGCUGGGAACGCAUAUCGCACGAUGAGGCCCAGUGGGGAUUACUCACUGGGAAGCUAGAGGACGUGGCCGUGCUGGGAGCAAUACUGGGUAAGCAGCUCACCUGCCGGGAUCCCGUGGGUCCAGAGAUGUCCUACGAACCACCAGACUGCAGCCUCAAGAGCAUUGUAAGCAGUGGCAAAGGCAUCGUCACCGAACUGACGGCCAAGUGGCUAAUCAGUGCGCAACUUCAUCCCAGUAAAAUCUUGGAGGUAUCGGCGCCGGAAAAUGAGUUAGACGAAGAAAGCAAAAUUGAGACAAAGGACGAUCCAAAUAAAGAGCGGCCCAGUGAAGAGGACGAGUCAGAAGAGGACUUAGAAAUGGCUAAGGAAGUGCAGGUGACAAACAAAGAUGCGCACGAACCGAUUCUUGAGCGAUUAGCUUUGCUCCGUGCGCACUUUCCCUUCAGCCUGGAAUCGGGCGUGCUUUUAAGUCUCAUGUCCUGGCAAUACAUGGUUCAAUGGAGCAAGCAGCUAUCUUCGCUAGAACAUCUGAGGGCAGCAUUGCUUUGCUUAAACCAAUUCCGUACACCUGAUUGGGCCCUGAAGCACGGAAUAUGCUGCAUGUUGUGGAACGCCACACUAAAGUUUCCUCUCCAGGCAGCGGCCAAGCUAAUUCAGAAAGUGGGACGCCUACCGGUGGACAAGAUGUGCCAACAAGAUCUGGAGAUGUCGGCGGGAAAAGUUCCGGAGUUCCUGGAACUCAGCCUCGAAUUCCUUCAGCAUUUCACCACAUCUAUGGAGCACGACAAGCGGGAACUGCACUUCGAACAGUCUCUAAGUGAGGGAGCCCUGCCCUUGCAGUUCCUGGCUCUCCAGCAGCACCACGCCAUGCCGCAGUUGCUCCGUCUGCAGACGGAACUGUGUAGUGUACUCCACUUCGUGUCCUUCUUCCAACUUCGCAUUUCCAAACCUCUGACCACGCUGUUUGACUCGAUGAGCAACAAGGCUCUGCUAGCGGACAUCAACAAGGAGCUACCCUACGUUCUGCCAGCACCAGAUCUCGUACUCCAGCAGCAGCGCACAGAUUUCCUAUGUCGCCUAGUGUCUGCUACUAUGGACCUAAUUAGAGAGGACCUGGAGCAGCUGUACAUCCUGGAUCAUGUCUUCUACAUGGCCAAGAUCUGUGCUCUGGCCGACAGCUGGGAGGUCGACAAACUUCCCAUUCUGAGGAGACAGGUGGUGGAGCUGUACGCUUUCGGGUAUGAUGCGGAGGCCCAGAUGCUGCUCCACGACAUCAGUGAAGACGAGGAGCUGGGCCGGCUGCUGCUAGAGAUAGCCGGCCGAAGGCUGAAUCUCUACGCGGAGAGCUCGCAGUCCACGUUUCUGAAGAUUGCCUCAGUAGGACACCAGUUGCUGGCCUAUUUGGACAACCUGAAGGAGCCGAUGACGGAGCAGAACAUUCAGAUUGCGGCCACCAAACCCGAUGACAUCGAUGUGGCGGCCCUGGACAGGCUGUUGUCCCACGCCUACAAAUGCCUCUGCCGGCGCGAGUCCAAGCAGCUGCCCAUCAUUGCACAGAUGUACAACGCCGUGCGUAUCCUGCAGAACUGAGGGCGAGGAUGACAAGGAAACACUCUCGUUAUUCAACGUUAUUCGCAAGAUUCAUUGCGCGUGUUUCAUUGGAACUUUUAGAAACGGUUUAGCAAGAACCACAAUCAGAAUAUCUGACUGUAUUACUUUAUUUUAACACCAUAUUAUCAAGAUCUAUGGAUACAAAAUACGACACCGACAUGAAAAUGACCACAUUGAAACCUUGACAUUUAGGGUUUUAUCAUGCACAACCCAUUCACUUGAUCGUUUAUCAGCAAGAACUUUGGAAACGAUAUGAUUUGCUUUGAUCUGAAGUUAUAUUUAGGAGUUAAUUAGCAAAUUAACACUUAAAUAUGUCUUAUAUUUGAUUAAAUCUUAUAUUAGUUUAAA